Cladophialophora psammophila CBS 110553 is the source of this 2091-nucleotide messenger RNA. RefSeq lists its product as uncharacterized. The transcript is spliced from 3 exons. The record is from RefSeq and is a predicted model, not a curated record. Lineage: Eukaryota; Fungi; Ascomycota; Eurotiomycetes; Chaetothyriales; Herpotrichiellaceae. Bases 1 to 2091 code for a protein of 696 amino acids.
AUGGCGCGACGACCUCCUUCAAGACGAUCAAUAUCGAUGGAGGGCGACCGCACGCCGCGAAGGUCAUCAAUCGACACCCCAAACCCCGAUGUCUUCAGUGAUGAAUAUGCGGUCGACCCUGCAGAGUCAAUAGGCGCUUCAAGUCCGACGGACUCCAUUGGCAGUCGACCCGAAGAGCUGAACCUAGACCAGCGCAACGACACAAACAAUCAUCCUCGAGAAUACAUACCUCCUGGACUUUCUGGAAUCCCAAUCGGCCUAAGCCGACUUUCUAUCUCCAAGAGAACCCUUCCAGCCGAAUCCUCCGCCCAUCCCCACCGAGCCGUAUCAACCUCGUCCCGUUCCAUAGCAGAUACCCGAAGAACCCUCAGCACCUCGUCUCGAUUUUCCAUCCCACGGGCUCAGAGUCCUUAUCGGGGACCAACAGCCCCAAGUCAGCCAUAUGGACUAUAUCCUCAAGUUACAAGAGCCUCCAGUGUUAUCAGCGACUCGACUAUUCGGCCCCUAGAACUCCCCUUUGUACCACAAGGCGGUCCUGAACACCCAUAUUCUAUGUACCCUCAAAACACAGUCCCUGAAGAUGACAACUCGGAUGCUAGUAUCGGUUUGGGGUUUCCGGGAAUGGGUCAAUCAUACCCGCCUGGUACAAGUUCUUCCAGUAAUGAAGUGGGCGACAUUGUUGGGAGCGAUGGCCACAUCGAGCAAUUACCACCUUACAGCCGAUAUGCUGACAAUGUAAUCGCGAAGGGGGACAUGGCGACGAUAGACCCCCAGACGUCCUCCAUCACUGAAGAAUCAGCUACCGCCUCCACCAUCCAACCUCCUGCCGCUUCUGAUUCGGACCUUGAGUUAACGGCAGUUGGGACUGGCUCUUCUCAGGACGAAGUCGCCAAGAAAGAAGGGUUGGUUGAAAAGCGACGGAGAAGGACGUGCUGUGGACUACCGAUUUGGACGGUCGUCAUUGUCGCUGCGAUCGUGGUGCUAGCAGCGGUAAUUGGCGGUGUUAUUGGCGGUGUCGUAGGCAACCAACAUGGAACACACCAAGUCGAGGUCGCUGCGACUACCACAGUUUGGCUCGACGCUGACCCCGCUCAAACCGGUCCAUCAACACCAUCAUGCCCAACGGGCCACUAUACAAUCCCUCUGAACCAGACACAGCAGGUAGAUUCGUGCGUCGUCGACGAUGAAUACUCUCAUACAUGGGAAUGUCUAAACUUUGCUCUCCUUGGGAUCAAUGUCUUCCCAAGCGGGCCGAACUUUUCGGUAGUGUUCGAUGACUACUCUGUCAGACCUCAAUUAUUCAGAUAUGGACCGCAACCUCCCGAUUUUAACGGAACGCGUUUCGCAAUGCAACCAUACAAGGACAAGGAUGACGAUCAACUUGGUGUCGCCUUGUUCUUCAGUGUGCUGUUCGAUAAGCUCAUAAUUGUUCCUAACAUUGAACUCUCUCCUGACUCUGAUGAUCAUAUGAAACGCUCAGUAUCUGCACCAGAGUUGGCCCGAAGGGGGACGGGCAACUGGGGGGCCAGCUAUCUCGGUGUUGGUGACAAACCCUGGUACUGUUUCUGGAACUCCACCAUCAGCGAAUUCUGGGUCUUUUUGGAACAGGAUAUGGAUGACGCCUAUCAGACGUAUAAACCUAGCUCUACAAUAACGUCUGCGACUAGCGGACCCACCAGCGCUGGCCCUUACAGCACGUCACAUAACACGCCAGGACAUGGGACUGGACCGACAACCACAAACCCGUCAACAACCACACCGUACCCAAGUGAACCGACUGACGAAGACUACUGGCCCGACACGAAACUCAAACGUCAAGCCACCGUAGGCUCACCGGACUUUCCCAAGCUUGUCAAGAUGGUGGAGAAGCGGAAGCCUGACAACAAUGUGCAGCCGUAUUGCCAACAAAUGCAAGUGCUCAACAAUUGGCAAAUCAUGCCUAUACCCGAUGUGCCGACCAUCUGUAUCAAAGAGAGCGACUACGGCGCCCCUACUUCGGCCACCAGCAGAAGGAGAGUGAUGCCCAGACGGUCACCCAAUACAGUGGAGCAACUAGGGUCGAAUUGUAUUUGUGAAUGGUUCAGUGUAUAG